This is a messenger RNA of Lampris incognitus (smalleye Pacific opah), 2675 nucleotides long. It is a transcript of the gene ankmy2a, whose product is annotated as ankyrin repeat and MYND domain containing 2a. Gene Ontology annotation, molecular function: protein binding. Bases 137 to 1423 code for a protein of 428 amino acids. The transcript has 10 exons. NCBI's taxonomy places the organism in Eukaryota, Metazoa, Chordata, Actinopteri, Lampriformes, Lampridae. The record is from RefSeq and is a predicted model, not a curated record.
CCGAGGAGUUCUUUGUCUUGAAGGUGCACAUCUUCAGCUUCUUUAUUUUAUAUAUAUCUAUAUCUAUAUCUAUAUAUACAUAUACAUAUACACAUACACAUACACAUACACACAGCCCAGGCAGGCGCUGGUGACCAUGUCUGCUCCAAAGAAGGGAGACUUGUCCUCCAGCGAGAAGGAGUUGUUUCAGGUUAUUACCGCAGGAAAUGUUCAAGAGGCAUCAAGACUGUUGGGCUGUAAGGAUGUUCGAGUCAACUGUCUGGAUGAGUAUGGGAUGACCCCCCUGAUGCAUGCUGCCUACAAGGGAAAGGCUGACAUGUGUAAACUGCUGCUGCAACACGGAGCUGAUGUGAACUGCAACGAACAUGAGCAUGGCUACACAGCACUGAUGUUUGCCGGCCUGUCAGGAAAGACUGAUAUCACAUGGAUGAUGUUGGACGCAGGAGCUGAGACGGAUGUGGUCAACUCCGUCGGAAGGACGGCAGCUCAGAUGGCUGCCUUCGUUGGGCAACACGACUGUGUGACAGUCAUCAACAACUUCUUCUCCCGGGCAAGACUUGACUACUACACCAAGCCCCAGGGGUUGGAGAAGGAACCCAAAUUGCCUCCAAAGCUGGCAGGACCCCUUCAUAAGAUCAUCAUGAUCACCAACCUCAACCCUGUCAAGAUGGUGCUGAUGGUGAAGGACAAUCCGCUUCUGGCAGAGGUGGAGGCCCUGGAGAAAUGCCGGCGGGUGAUGGAGCUUAUCUGUGAGAAGUGCGUGACGCAACAGGAUAUGAAUGAGGUGCUGGCGAUGAAGAUGCACUACAUCAGCUGUGUGCUCGGCAAGUGUGCCUCCUUCCUCAAGGAGCGUAACGACAAGCUCGAUGGCCUCAUCAAAAGUUUGUUGAAGGGCAGAGAGAGCGAUGCCUUCCCAGUGUUUCAGGAGAAGUUUGUCAGAGAAUGCAUCCGCAAGUUCCCCUACUGCGAUUCCACCCUUCUUCAACAGCUGGUUCGCAGCAUCGCUCCCGUAGAGAUAGGUAAUGACCCCACAGCCAUCUCAGUCCUGACCCAAGCCAUCACAGGCCAGGUGGGCUUCAUGGAUGCAGAAUUCUGCACUUCCUGUGGGGAGAAGGGUGCCGAUAAGAGAUGCUCCAUCUGUAAAGUGGUGAUCUACUGUGACCAAGCCUGCCAGAAAAUGCACUGGUUCACCCACAAGAAGGUUUGCAAAAAGCUCAAGGAGCAAAGGGAGAAGCAGGAAGCGGAGUCGGCCAAGCUGAGAAAAGAGCACAGCAAAGAAAGUCCAGUUGUGCAGGAGGCCACGGACUCCCUGCAGAAGCUGUUGAUGACGCCCAGUAGUGAAGCCUCCUCAGACUGCCAGGCCUCAGCAGAGACUCCCAGUCCUGCUCUGCCCCCGUCGCCGACAGCUGAGGGGCGUGUGUGAGCCCCGUGCCCACAACUCACCGUUUUCCUACCCAACACACCACAGAAGCCCAGAGUGAACUGAUGAUAAGACUGGGAGCUAAACUGAGAUCUGGACUGUUUCAGCAGGGAAAGGACUCUAUUUAUCAAUGACUCAGUAUCACCACCAAAGCAGCACAUCACUAAUGCGACAAAGGAAGGGUUUGGGUCAGCGUGAUUUCUUCCCCUUCAUUUUUAGAUUUUAUUUCUUCCCAGUUGUUUCAUUUUAUAUGUGAAUAUGGAAAGUCUGUCGGCUGUAAUGUUUGUGUCGAGAGGACCGGGAGGAGCCAAAAUCGAAAAUGUGAGGAUAUGGUUGUCCACAUCCCUGAUAAAGACAAAAUUCUGCCUUAAGAAACUGUAGCGUACCGGAUGACAGUUGCCGACCAGCAGAUGAGCUGUUGCUUUCAAAUGUAAAAUAUAUACAGUGAAAUAUAUUUAUAGCUUUGCACGCUAAAUUACUCCCAAAAGCUGUUUUACUGGCAGUGUUUCAGUUGGGUCUUCCUCAGGCUAACUGAUCAAAAUGUGCCAAAUGAAAUAGCUUUUAGGAGCAGUGUAGUGUGCAGACCUGACUCCUUCAUUCUAGUUUUGCUAUUUUUGUCUUGCACCUUAAUAUUUUCUGGAUGUUUGCGUAGUUGGUUCCUCGUCAUAUAUUUAUAGCUUGUCACAGAAGUAUCAAGAUAGAUAUUUUACAUAAUGACAACCUCAUUGUGGAAUGUGAAUGGAUGGGAGGGCUGCACAAUAUUCACAAAAGCUGCAGUUUCCAUCAGUGGGAUUUCAAAUAUGAAUGCAGCUUUUCUUACAUGAAUUGGUUUUAAAAAGCCUUUUGAAAUAGUGUGAGGUAGGUAGUGGUGUCCAGAUGCUCAGGAUUUACUGGUUUUAAUGAAGGAAUUUUCCCCGGGAUGCAGCCUAGUUUGCUGAUGAGAGUCUAAAUUACUUAACGGUCUCUUGAUGUGGGCUCUUCUGGCUCUCCUCUUCAGAAUUGGCUCGUCCCAUUGCAAUACAGGAAUUGCAGCAGUCAGCGAUGGGAUGUGGAUGUGUUCCAGUUAAUUUUGCAGCCCUACAGACAGGCAAGGUAAGGUGUAAUGCACAGCUUUCCAGACGAGUCUGCGUCUGUUAAAAUGCUCAUGGAUCCAAGACUUGCCAACAAAAACUUGAAAAUAAAAAGAACCUCAUCGAGAUCUUACUGACUUCUUUUUGAGCUCAUAAUUGGGGCUGGAAGAAAGUAUUCAGCUUCU